AUGUUCCGUCUCCAGAGUGUAUUGCUCAUAGCACUGGAUGUAGUGAAGGGACCGUACAUACACUGUUAUGCCCCUGUGAAUCCCUUUGAGACUCCUUCACAGACCCACAAAAGUGAAGAUGUGAACAAUUAUGAUGUUUAUUCGAAUAAGAUGUAUGUUAGAGGUGGGGGUAUGAAUAAUAAUCAUAUUAACCAUUCUACUACAAAUAGUGCCUCAUCCCCUCAUGAGUCUUGUGCUUCUGAUCGUCUGAAUGGAUUUAGUGAUGUAUUUGUGCCAAGAUCUGAAUUCUGUCGUCGUGUUUUGUAUCUUUAUGAAGCCGAAUCCGGUUUAUUUUAUCUUUUCUAUCCUGAAGAGAUUGCGGGUGUACACUAUCAACGCAAGACCUUGCGUUACUCACUUUGUUUUGUCUUUGCGGUGGAUCCAUCACUGGUGACUAGUAAUGCCUUACUUACUGAACGACUGGUAAGACCAUAUAGUGUGGUGUUGACGAGUAUUAUUGGUGAACUGCGAGAGGCGGAGGAAUUGCAUGGAUAUAUGUCUCGUGGACUCGCCCGUACAGGGACGUUUUCAUGUUAUUCCUUUUCAUCUUUUCGCCAUACAAAACCGGAGAUGGAACUCUCAACGGAUACAACGGGUGGUGGACAUGCACAGCGAUGUGGAGAGAAUAAUAAUAAUAAUAAUAAUAAUAAUAAUAAUAAUAAUAAUAAUAAUAAUAAUAAUAGUAGUAGUAGUGCUGUGGAUUUACAUUCCUUUACCAUUCCUACAACUGUUGCCUCUGUUGGGAAUGGGAGUAUUAUGAAUACACCUACAGCAAGUACAGUGUUUGCCCCAAUGCCAACAAGUGAUGAUUUCGCAUCUCCAUCUAUUAAAGGGAUGACACGUGUGAAUGUCUUCUUAACACCAUUGCAGGAUCCCGCCGCUUUACAUUGGACACCAUUAGAACAAAUGAUUGAAACCUUAUAUGCAUGUUUGUCAUGUGAUGAGGCAGCCAUUAAGGUAGAAAGAGAAUCUACUAUAGAUAAUGGACAAUGUAUACCACAUAAAUCGAAACGAUCAUCCCAUCAUCAUUAUUAUCAUCAAGAAGAAGAAAAAGAAAAAGAAAAAGAAGAAGAACAACAACAACAAGAGCAAAUGUCAUUAAAGGAACGUAUUUUAUCUGUACGUCUUUCUGAAAUGCAUUCCUUUCAUGUAGGCCGCAUGGUCCAACCCCACCCACCACCCUCUCACUCAUUAGAUGAAGUGCCUAUUCCCAUUGCCGAGUAUUCACCGGAGUUAUUUGAAUGGGCGGAUUUAGCUGUACAUGAUGUGUUUAAAACUAUAGAUGGACAACGGACCAUUGCCAGCAUUGUACAUAUUCUCGCCACCGGCUAUGAGGCUGUGGAGGAGGAAGUCCAUAAACGAGAUCGUCUCUUAUCACCACUGAGUCCCGCACAAACGAUAACCUCACCGUUUUCAAUACCAUGUAUACCUAACUUUAUAAAUCUCCAAACAACAACAUUAUCAACAUCAUCCACAACAGCAACAGCAGCACCAGCAGUAGUAGUAGGAGGUGGGGGAUCAUUCUUAGCAGCGGCGGUAAAUGAAACGGACAUCGCCCAAAGUCCAUCACUAAAGUACGCCAAUCCUCAUCGAAUGUCUUCACCCGCAGUUCUUUCAGUUACGCAAGGCAAUGAGGCACGAAUUGUUUCACCACUUUCUAUUGGAUCACGAUCGUACACAAGUGUAUUAUCCACCAAUCCAAUGACACCAACAACAACAGCAACAACAGUCGCUGCAACCGCCGCGGCCGCAGCAGCAACAACAACAAGAAAUAAUACUACUAAUACUAAUAAUAAUAACACUAAUACUGAUAGUAAUAAUAAUAAUAAUAAUAAUAAUAAUAAUAAUAAUAAUGGAGUAGUGCAAAUAAAGGGACAUAGUUCGUUGCGGGUCUCAUGUGAUCGCCUAACAGAGGAUGCCAUCACUAGUUACCAUGAGGGGCAAACACAACCCUGGUGGGGUGAACUCGAACGCAUAGUGCUGGAAGCACUUCAACAUCUGGAAAUCAACAAUUAUGUCCGUAUAAUUCAUCCAUGCCGACUGCAGAGCGCAUAUACUGCAACAAAAGUUUUGUAUAGAGUACUAUGCAAUAGGGAUCACAGUGCACGCCGUAUACUUGGUCAUCGUAUGUGUCUUAUCGAAAAAAGGAUAUGGAGACUCCGAGAUAACAAAAAAAGAAGAGAGAAGAAUAGGACACAAGUUAAAAAAGAAGAAGAUCAACAAGGUAUAGUGUAUGAGAGAAAUAUCGAUUCAAUAGAGUCUAACAAAGGUUCCUAUCUUGUACAAUUGCCAACAGCACUAUUAAACAAAACAUCUCAAGAACAUGAUAACGGGUGUGAUACACUACAAGAAGAACGACAUGAUCCGUUAGAGUCUAACACUACUGGAUCUUCACUCACUUCUGAUUGUGAAAAAGAGGAUUUCCCUCCAUUGCUUUCUUCUCCCACAGCAUCACCAGCACCAAUAUUUCUUACUCAUACUGGAGAUAAUAUUUGUGAUAAGGAGAAAACACCACAGGAAGAUGAUGAUGUGCGUACAACUGUUAUAACUGAAAUAGAAGCAGAAACGGCGGCAGCAGCAGCACUCUGUGCAUUAGGCAAAUUUACCAACAAUACAGUAGAAAAUGUACAACGAGAGAUGCGCAAUAAUCCUAUAUGGUACAAUGCCUUUGCCGGAUGGCAAGAUGAGUGUUGUAAGAAAUUGGUAGAGAUCGCACUAAUCAAUGGAUGGCUGAAAGAAACCACUGGAUCUGCAUAUACCAGAUCAUAG
This is a messenger RNA of Trypanosoma theileri, 2808 nucleotides long. RefSeq lists its product as uncharacterized. The record is from RefSeq and is a predicted model, not a curated record. Gene Ontology annotation, biological process: negative regulation of TORC1 signaling; positive regulation of autophagy. Gene Ontology annotation, molecular function: GTPase activator activity. NCBI's taxonomy places the organism in Eukaryota, Euglenozoa, Kinetoplastea, Trypanosomatida, Trypanosomatidae. The coding region runs from base 1 to 2808 and encodes 935 amino acids. The transcript has a single exon. Gene Ontology annotation, cellular component: vacuolar membrane; GATOR1 complex.